CUUAGUGCCAAUUGUUGACUCCCUCUCGAUCCGGUCCUCCGAUAGUGGACUCCUGCCGCUUUGCGAAGCCUGGCCUGUGAGGUGUCGUUCACCAUGCUUGGCUCCAACAAAUAAGUCUACCAGAUCUUGUCCCUACCCUCUCACCUUGCCCCUGUCUGUUUGGUUGGGGUUCCCGGACCGAAGUUCCAGGUGUCAUCUAUACGCACUGGCCCCAUACGGCAUACAUACUUGAUCUGCAUGAGUCGGUCACCUGGACUUUAAGGCCGAAAUCCCGUCGGACUGAACCAUACCUGCUUUCCUAUCUAAUAUACCGUCAUGUCCGCCAAUGCUUCCGAUAAUGGCGCUGGGAAGCCGCGCCUACACACGGCCCGCUCGUUCCCAAGAAUGGACUCGCCCGAUACGAGCCCUUUCGUUCGAUCAAGAGCCAAGACCGUUCAAUCCGUGGCAAUACCUGAACUGGUAGAUGCUGAGGCCCUUCCGUUACCCUUGUCGACACCAGAUGAGGAGCGGAUUGGCAGCCCCGACCUGUUCGAGAAACCAGGCUCUUCCGACUUGGGCGACGAUGGGCAGCAGGGUGAGGAGAUCUCGGUGCUCUCACGAGGCAGCCAGGGUCACACGGAGGAGCUGCCGAUUGAGCUCGCAAGUAUGACAGACAGAUUUGUCCACUCGCUUACUGCCAAGGUACACUCCUCUCCCCCCACGAUCGAGAAGGUAUCGAGUCGCUUCCAGGAGUUUUAUGUUCGAGCGGAAUCACACAUAGCCACUCAUAUCUCUGCUCUGGCAUCUCGGAUAAAUCGUGAUCCUUCUCCCUUCCGUGCCACGCAGGGAAAGUCUAGUAACAAAGGCUCAGAUGGCCGUCAAAUGUUGACAGCAUCGGAAGUCACGGAGAAGAGAAUCGCACGCAAACAUCUUGCUUCCAAGCGGGUUGCUUUGGAAGAGGCAGUGGAACGGAGAGCUUGUGAGACUAUCUACGACAAAUUAUGGAGGCAUAAUAGCACUCUGGAUGAGAUUCGAGACGAGAAGCUGCGCUCCAAGACGGCGGCGCUCUCUCUUGUUGGCAUUAAUCUAAAGGACCUCGGCGUCGAUCUCGACCUUGGUGCGAUCAAUGAAGAGAAGCAGAAGGAGGCAGAUGAAUGCCUUGCUGCUGCACGAGAUUGCUUAGCGAAGAUGAACGAUGACAAGUAUCCUUUAGGCAAGCUCCAACAGCUUGCUGCUGCACACAAGGCAAUAGUUGAUGCCUUGACUAAAUUGCUACCAUCGUCCUCCUCCGCUGACGAGAUACUGCCUACUCUGAUAUACUCCCUCGUCACUUGUCCUCCUGAGGGCAUCAACAUUAUUAGCAAUCUCUUCUUCAUCCAGCGGUUUAGGUCGUCUAGUAAAAUAGACGGUGAAACUGCAUAUUGCCUGACUAACCUUGAAGCGGCCAUUAGCUUUCUCGAGAAUGUAGACCUGACCGAACUCCGUGGGGAGGAGGCCUUUGAGGGCCAAACCAAGGCAGCCAAUGACGAUUCGACCUCGGCUGGGAAGACCGAUUCUCUCCAGUCCCAUAAUGCCUCCAAGGAAGCAGCAGUAUCGUCGGUUACACCCGUGACAGCCUCGCCUGAACUUUCGAAUCCAGUUGGGCAAGACGCCUUGGGCACCUUGCCCAGACCUCAGUCGUCAGCAAGCACUCAACAACGGCGGCUGAACAAUCUUUUCCAACCGCCUGCAAAGGUGCUCGGUGCCGCUAAUGAUGCUGUCCGUAACACCGCCGACCAGGGGCUGAAAAACAUUGGGGCAUCCCUGGACAGCAGUUUCAAUUUCCUCUUUGGUCGUCUUAAAGAGUUACAGUCCAACCAGUUCCCUGUCAAAGAUGGGAACAAUCCGGUCCUGCCGAAGACGUUGGCAGAUGCUCGACGUCUGGUCACGAAUCCGAUAUCUACCGGGAACAAUCUAGGCCAAGACGAAAACUCAGCAAGGGAGCCUCGUUCCACCGAUCGGCCUCCAUUGAGGCGCAUCGGAUCCAAAGCAGAGGAUACUUUUCUAGGGCUGGUCAGUGGCCAGAGAACCCCACGGGACCGGAGUGUCGACAGCGUCAGGACCCAGGGCAGCUCCAGGAAAACCACGGUCUCUCAGGGCCCGCAGAAGGAAGAACCCCAGGUUUCCCCUGCAAGCACAGCAUCGCUGGCUACUACUCCAUUGGAAUCGAUGCGGAGCUUCGGGAACACCCUUAACCCGCUCAAUCACAUUCCCGGCAUGAUCAGGAACUUUGGACGUGGCACUCCAGGCACUCCUGAUACCCCUGGGCCAAUGCCCUCUCCCAACACUCCUACUGAGAGAAUCAGAGCCUCGAUCCUUUCGCGCGAGUCUUCGUCUUCGAACGUUCCCAGUGCCCCACCCCGGGUUGAGCGAGUUGAACCGCCUAUUCAGCGUUUCCUCCAGAUGCAAAAUGUCAGCGAACUUACGAUUGGGGACGUAUCUGUUCUGUUGGAGGACUACAAGCGCAUCGCUGCAGCGUUGUCAAAGCAGAGCUCUACCUGAGUGGAAGCUUCACUCUUCUUUGUUCAAGGCAUAUGAUUCCCACAUGGUUGUUUAUACUAUCCCCCUCUUCUUUGAAGUAUUUUCGUGGCGACUUCCCGCUCUUUCUUCAUUUUUAUGAUUGAAAUUGUAGAUCACUGCUGGUGUUCAGUGCUUACUGUUUGGGUUCAUGUCUUGCAUUUUCAGCCAUUGGGUCAAAGGCAUCGCUAGCAGUGCUAGUAUUUAAUCAAAUGCAGUUUCCUUCAAACAAUGAAUUUGGUGGGGGUAUAAUGACAUUACUAACAGAUGAAUUCAAAACAUAUGAAACCGACAG
Molecule: messenger RNA, 2830 nt
Organism: Aspergillus sclerotioniger CBS 115572
Lineage: Eukaryota; Fungi; Ascomycota; Eurotiomycetes; Eurotiales; Aspergillaceae
Product: VPS9 domain-containing protein
Exons: 2
Coding region: 316-2520 (734 amino acids)
Biological process (GO): vesicle-mediated transport
Cellular component (GO): cytosol; endocytic vesicle
Molecular function (GO): guanyl-nucleotide exchange factor activity; small GTPase binding
Source: RefSeq, a predicted model, not a curated record